AUGAAUUUGGGAGCAUCGAGAUCUUCUGCUGACUUCAGUGUACCUCAUGAUCCAAGAGUAAAGAGUAAAUCUUUAUUAAGCACUGAAAACAAUGUUAGUACAUUUAAUACACUUCCAUCAUUAAUAUUAAAUGGGCAAAAUACUAUUCAAACUUCUUUUGCUCCAAAUACAAGCAGUUCGUAUCCCAAAUCAUUGGAGACUAAAGCACAAAAUGAUGAUGGUCAAUUUAGAAAUUCUGACAUAAUGCAUGGUAAGAUGUCCCGUACCAAGCCCCUAAUAAAAUAUCACGAUCCAAUGCUUCACGAAAUUCACAUUAAUGAUGCAUUCAGGAGAGAUUCAAGGACUUUGGAAAGUGUAAAAACAACUCCGUAUCUUAACCAUAAAAAAUAUAGGAAAGCGAAAUACAGACAACAAAAUAAAGGUUUUGCAAUAAAUAAAAACCAAAUAAACCAAGACCAAGAUAAAUAUCAUAGCUUAGUCAGUAAGAAAAUGGAAAAAAAUAACAUCAUUGGUUGUCCUUAUAAUAGUUUUGGACCUGUAAAUGAAACAGCUACUAUUAAAUUUAACAAGAUUCCUAAACUCAAAACAUUUGAGGAUAACAUAAAUAGCACAGCUGUCUUAAAAACUGAUGAAAAAUCCUUCAAAUUUCCUCCAGAAAUUAAUCUUGAAACUAUUGUUAAUAUUCCAAAUAAAGUAAUUAAGGAUCAACGUUCUUCUAAGUCUGAACAAAAUAGCGUUUUAAUAGACUAUAUAUAUCAAAAUAAGUCGAAGAAACAAAAGAAGUGUUCCAAGGAAAAAGAAUUUGAAAAAAUUAUAAAAGAUGCCGAUUGUUCAAAUAAUGAUAUAUGGGUUCCAAGUAGAAGAACAAGAAGUUCUGUGAAGCAAAAGGAAAUCUUAGAAAAUGUUAAUGUAAACAACUCAAAACCAAAAUUUGAGAUAGAUAUUAUAACAAAAAAUGAUAAAAAAAUUGAAUAUAGUGAAUGUAUUAAGAACUAUGACUGUGUAUCAAUUCCCGUCGCGGAAGAUGUUUGUGGACGGAAUGAAAUCAGACAUAAUAUUAUAUCAUCUCCAUCAAAAGAACAAUCAGGAGUUGUAAAUCCUACAAUAGCCAGAUGUAUAAGCCAACAAAAAAAUAUGGUUUCUACUAAUGAAAUUAAUUUUACAGCCGAUGAUCAUCGUAAAGUUGUUAACAAAUACUGGCUUGACUUAUUGAAAAAUCAAAAAUGUAAGGAUGCCAUUAAUAUAUUUCAAGAUAAAGAUAAAAUAAAAAAACAAAAGGAAAAGCAGAAACGGAAAAAAACAAAGAAAAAAGUUAGUGCAGAAUCUUCAAAGAAUUCUAACGAAGAAAGAAAAAAUAAAUUUUUAAAUUGCAUUUCAGAUGAUAAUAAUUUUAAUCAAGCAGAAAACAGAGUAGAAAUUAAAAAGAAAAAAAGCCAUUUAAAUAAAUUAAAUAAAGGAAGUACUAGUUUUGGAAACAUUUAUGGCCAUUUAUCAACUGGUCAACAUAAAUUAAAAUCUAAUGAAAGCUAUGGUAAUUUUGAAAUUCUUAAGGAUAGAUGCAUAUUUGAGAAAAAACAAUUAAAAAUUGUUAUUGCUAAACUUGAUGGAAAUAUUGAGGGAAGUGAAAACUGUAAUGCAGAUACUUCAACUAAUAAUAAUAUCCAAACCAAUAACAAACCAUUAAAUAUUAAAAGAGCUCAAGAAAUAAAAUAUAAGAAACCGUUUGUAGGUCCGUUGAGUGUUAAAUUAGCGAGACAAAAAAUGGAAAUGGAACUCAGUGAUUCAAAAUAUGAACGAGACAUUAAAAAUCAACUUAAAUUUGAAACUAGAAAAGUUAGAAAGAAAUCAAAAGCGGUUAAUAGAUUGGAUAAAAAAGAAAAGUUGAAUUCUGAAACUUAUAUUGUCAACAAGCCAAAAUUAAGAAAGGCUAGACGAUCAGAAUUAGAUAAACAUCGUGCUAAUAUAACUGGAACUUUUCAUUGUGAACCGGUAUUAAAUGCUUCAACUAAACGACUACGUAGAACCGAUAAAAAAAUUGACUAUGUAAAAACAAAUACUUCAACUAAUAAUUAUAGCCAAACCAAUAAUGAACCAUUAAAUGUUCAAAUACCUCAAGAAAUAAAAUAUAAGAAACCGUUUGUAGGUCCGUUGAGUGUUAAAUUAGCAAGACAAAAAAUGGAAAUGGAACUUAGUGAUUCUCAAUAUAAACGAGACAUAAAAAACCAACUUGACAUUGAAACUAGAAAAGUUAGAAAGAAAUCAAAAUCUGUUGAUAGAUUUGAUAAAAAAGAAGAGUUGAUUUCUGAAACUUCUACUAGUUUAAUGAUAGAACAACCAAUUGUUUUAAUACGUCCUUUUGAAAAUAACAAGUUACUAGAUAAAAUAACAGACUCCAAUAAACCAUUUAAGCAGAAUUCUAAGACAUCAACUUAUAUUGUUAACAAACCAAAAUUAAGGAAAACUAAAUCAGAAUUAGAUAAACUUUGUGCUAAUAUAACUGGAAUGUUUUAUUAUGAAAAUAUAAUAAAUGCUCCAACUAAACGACAAUGCAGAACCAAUAAAAAAAUUGACAAUGUAAAAACAAAAGAAGUUUCAUUAAAGGAAAAGGUAACUUCAAAUAUUGAAGUAUCGGGUUUGAAUGAAGAUAAAAGCAAGUUUAUCUUUAAGGUAGGAAAACCAAAAAACAUAAAAAAGAAAGUUCAAAAAUCAACAAUUGUAUUAAAUAAAAAGAAACAAUUUGUUAAAAAGUCUGUGGCAAACCAAACUAAUAAUUUUGGUGGUAAACCAGUCAUUCAACAGUGUCAAGUUAUUUAUGAAAGUAAAGACAAUGAUGAUCACAACCAACAGAUAAGUGUAACCGAUCUAAAUGCACAAGCAAAUGAUCAAAAACAACCAGAUUCUCUUUUUUCUAUCGAAAACAAAUGCUACGAACAAACUAUUGACGAAAUUGAACAGAAUUCAAUUAUUGAUGAGAGUACGCCAGAAUCAUCAAUAAUUCAUGUGAAUCUUCCAGUAUCAGUUAACGACAAAAUUCUGCCAGAGCUAAAUAUGCUUCAAUUUUUACCAGAACAAGCUAACCAAUCUCCUACAAAAGAAACAAGAAUUAGCACAGAACAGCCUGAGAUUCAAUAUUCUGAAUACACGUUCAAAGAAAAAUCAAAAACAUUUGUCUUGGCUGGUUUAAGUUGUGAAUUGAUAAAUUCAAUGUUAUUGUUUAAAUGUUCAGUAUCCAGUUGCCUGGAAAAAUUUUCAACGUCUGUUUUGAUUGAUUUUUCUAAACAUAUAAUUACAAAUCAUCAAUUUGUAAUAUGGGAUGGAAAUUGUGAAGCAUGUCAUCACAAAUCCUCGAUAAUAUCUGACCAAUACUAUGUAAAAGACGCGUUAGAACAUUUAAUUUCUCAUCAUUUAGUUCUAAAGAAUACCGAACAACAUCCCAAUGCUAAAGCAAAUCUUGAAGGAUUAUCUUCUUUUUGUCAAGACUCAGUAUCCGGUGAUAAAUUAUCUGUUCAUAAGCCUAGGAGUUCAAGUAUUAGCGAUAUUUGCGAUAUCUCUGUUAGUAAAUCACUAAGCGAUGAUACAAAUUCCAUUAUCAAAAACGUCAUUCAACAGUGUCAAGUUAUUUAUGAAAGUAAAGACAAUGAUGAUCACAACCAACAGAUAAGUGUAACCGAUCUAAAUGCACAAGCAAAUGAUCAAAAACAACCAGAUUCUCUUUUUUCUAUCGAAAACAAAUGCUACGAACAAACUAUUGACGAAAUUGAACAGAAUUCAAUUAUUGAUGAGAGUACGCCAGAAUCAUCAAUAAUUCAUGUGAAUCUUCCAGUAUCAGUUAACGACAAAAUUCUGCCAGAGCUAAAUAUGCUUCAAUUUUUACCAGAACAAGCUAACCAAUCUCCUACAAAAGAAACAAGAAUUAGCACAGAACAGCCUGAGAUUCAAUAUUCUGAAUACACGUUCAAAGAAAAAUCAAAAACAUUUGUCUUGGCUGGUUUAAGUUGUGAAUUGAUAAAUUCAAUGUUAUUGUUUAAAUGUUCAGUAUCCAGUUGCCUGGAAAAAUUUUCAACGUCUGUUUUGAUUGAUUUUUCUAAACAUAUAAUUACAAAUCAUCAAUUUGUAAUAUGGGAUGGAAAUUGUGAAGCAUGUCAUCACAAAUCCUCGAUAAUAUCUGACCAAUACUAUGUAAAAGACGCGUUAGAACAUUUAAUUUCUCAUCAUUUAGUUCUAAAGAAUACCGAACAACAUCCCAAUGCUAAAGCAAAUCUUGAAGGAUUAUCUUCUUUUUGUCAAGCUUCAGUAUCCGGUGAUAAAUUAUCUGUUCAUAAGCAAAGGAGUUCAAGUAUUAGCAAUAUUUGCGAUAUGUCUGUUAGUAUAUCACUAGGCGAUGAUACAAAUUCCAUUAACAAAAACGUGAAUCUAAACAUAAAUCAUGGUUCUAAUGACAAAAAGUUGACAUUAUCGAGUUUACAGAUUUCUGAUGUUAAGAGUUUAAAAAAGAGAAAAGUGAACACAUCUAAAAUAAACUCAAAUGCAUCUCAUAACGAAGAUCUUAAUAUGUGGAUGAAAUCAAAAACGAUUAGUGAAGUUGUUGUUUCAAAUUCCGAAACAUUUCUUGAAGAAGGUCAACAAAUUGUUAAUAAUGGUGUACCCAUAGAUGAUACAAUUUUUCUAAUAGAUACAGCAUAUACAAAAAAUUACUUUAGAAAAUUAAGAGAUUUUCCAAUGUCUGUGAUGAAAACACAAUUAGCUUUUAAUAAAAUGUCUGUUCUACCGAGACUAAUGGGUCUUUUUAAAUGUAUGGAAAGGUAUUGCACAAAAAUUUUUUGCUCCAAAAAAUUAUUUAAAUUACACAUGGCAAUACAUUUUUCAAAUGCAGAAAAAAAAAAAAACCAAAUUUACAAUGUUCAACAGUUUAAAAUGUGUGCCUAUUGCUUUAAAACGUUUGAUGAUGAAGAAUCUUUGGCUGACCACAUUGCUGAAAAAUACUCUUUUUGUGAAUAUUUUUGCCCUUAUUGUUUUUAUCGUGCUUAUACUGCCUCCCAUGUUUUUGUUCACCAAUCUGUAGUUCAUACCAACAUAUCCAAACCUUGUAUAAUACAACUUCAAAAUGAUGAUGCUGCUUUCGAAUAUCCAAGAGAACAGUUAUUGGUAGUAGACUUCAAGGAGUUUGUACUGCCAUACAAAUGUAACAUUGGUUGCUGUGGUUUUUCUUGUUAUCUGCAUCAUGAAUUUUUAGAGCAUUUGAAUCAAAAGCAUAAAAAAUGUGAUAAAUUCUGUUGUUACAUUUGUGCCAAUAAAGAUAACGGUGGUGGAUAUUUUGCACUCUGUCCAAGUUUAUUGAUUACACAUUUUAAGCUUCAUAACUUAAAUAAAUAUCAAUGUAUUUUCUGCUUAUUUGGUAGUGAAAUAAUUGAUGUAAUGAUAAAGCAUUUAGCAUUUGAACAUUUUGAAUAUGACCUUUUAUGCUUGGAGCGUUCUACGGUAUCUGAUGAUUGUGAAUCGAAAAACAUUAAAAAUCUAAAAAUAUUACGAUUGAAAAAAGUUAUUGAUGAUGGGGUAGUAGAGAUGGUCAAUUAUUUAUCUGCAAAACCAUUUUCUGAACCUGAAGCUGUGUCACAGCAAUCUAAAAAAAGAUUGAUUGAGUGUCCUGAUGAUAUCCUAUCAAUUGCUAUGAAAUCUGCUCGCUUUGAUGAAGGAUCUCAACCACCAGAUGCAAUUGUUAGUACAGUUCCCGAUAGUGUAGAAAUUGCUGAUAUCAGUACAUCAGCAGAGUUGACAGUACAUAAUAAUGAAUUUAUUAUAAUUGAUGAUGAUGAGAACCAAAAUGAUACGCAUGUACCACUGAAAAUAACUCGCGUUUGGUCUGAAUUUUUGAACAAGGAAAAAAAUUCUGAAGAGUCAUCAGAUGAUGAUAUUAUUGUUAUCAAUGAUGAAGAUGAUGUUGAUUUGUCAGAGAAAGAAAAUCUUAAUGAUUGUCUUAAAAAACAAAAAGAAUCAACCAAUGAAUCAAAUGAGGGCAAAAGAUUGGUAUUUCCAAUUGAAUUGGAUAAAUUGUUUGUUUGUAAAAAAUGUGAAAUAGUUUUUUCAAAUGGAGCAAUGUAUUGUGCCCACCUUAAGUCUCGGUGUCCUUUUUGGGACAAAGUGGCUGGACAGAAAUGUAUGUAUUGUGAUAAAGUAUAUAAAAUGGCUAAAAGCUUAAUUGAACAUAUCAAACUUCAUGGACCUGAUCGUUUCAAUUGUUCUUUAUGCAAUUUAAAAGUACCAACUCAGCGAGCUAUCACACGUCAUAUGAAAAAGCAUAAUAUUAUAAAUAUAAAUUUUGUACCUGAUUGUUCUAAUUUAACCGAUUUCGAUAAAGAUUACUUUACUGUAUUUGAAAAUAAGACAGUUAACACCGAGAAGGAGGAAGAGUUACCUUGUAAUCAGUGUCCAUUUAAGGGCAGCGUUCUUGAGAUUAUGUCUCAUAUGAUAAUUUAUCAUACUGCUGAGCAAAAUAUGGAUGAUGGUGAACAACAACCAAAUGAUUCAAAUAACUCCACCAAUUCUUUAAUACGUCAACAAGUUGAACAACAAAAUACAAGGUUGAAAAUAAAACGUUUUACUGUUGAUCAAGUGGUUGGACAUCAACAUAAUAAUAUGUUAUCGACUGAAUUGAAUAAAAACAGUAAAACUAUAUUAGUUAAUAAUAAAAGGAAGUCUUAUUCUCCAACUAGAAAAAAUAAUAUUGCGCACAAGAAAAAAGUAUUAGUCUCUCAAUUUAUCCCUGAUCCUGUAUCAAAUGAUGAUAUCAUUGAUCUGGUAGAUGACUCUGAUACAAAUAAUUAGGUACAUCUUACAAUGUUAAGAAUUUUUUUGUCGAAUGCUAAUUUU
Messenger RNA from Myzus persicae (green peach aphid), 6867 nucleotides. RefSeq lists its product as uncharacterized. The transcript is spliced from 18 exons. Gene Ontology annotation, biological process: regulation of DNA-templated transcription. The record is from RefSeq and is a predicted model, not a curated record. Bases 1 to 6822 code for a protein of 2273 amino acids. Gene Ontology annotation, molecular function: DNA-binding transcription factor activity, RNA polymerase II-specific; RNA polymerase II cis-regulatory region sequence-specific DNA binding. Lineage: Eukaryota; Metazoa; Arthropoda; Insecta; Hemiptera; Aphididae.